Rhododendron vialii is the source of this 687-nucleotide messenger RNA. Its product is annotated as protein RESTRICTED TEV MOVEMENT 1-like. The record is from RefSeq and is a predicted model, not a curated record. Gene Ontology annotation, molecular function: carbohydrate binding. The transcript is spliced from 2 exons. Bases 111 to 614 code for a protein of 167 amino acids. Lineage: Eukaryota; Viridiplantae; Streptophyta; Magnoliopsida; Ericales; Ericaceae.
UGCUAUAAGACUGUAGUUCACUGCUUCUGAAAUUGAAUUUUCCAAUCUGAGUUUAGUUGUUAUACUUCUAAUUCUCUCUACCACAAAGAUUUGAGAGCAAAUUAACUAUCAUGAUCAAAAUUGGUCCAGCAGGGGGAAUAAGCACUGGGAAGGCUUGGGAUGAAGGGGGCCGGGAUGGAAUCACACAGAUUUUUGUUUCACAGGGAGACUUUAUCAAUUCUCUCCAGUUCCAAUUUGUUGAGAAUGGAACCUUGGUUCUAUCAGAGAAACAUGGUGGCCGCGGUGGCCCUGAUGAGGCCAAGUUAAGCGUGCUAAGGCUUAAUUAUCCAUCAGAGUUUCUCACUGGCAUAAAUGGAUACCAUAGCUCGGGGCGAAUUGUGUCACUAACAUUCAUUACCAACAAGGGGAUAUACAGACAAUCUGGAAGGCUUGCUGGAAGGCUUAAUCAUUAUGAUUCUUCCUUUGAAUACAAACUUGGAGAAGACAACACAUUUGGGGGAUUUCAUGGCACUGCUGACGUAUAUCUAAACUCAAUUGGGGUUUACAUGAAGCCCAUGACGACUCUGAGCAAUGUUAAAAAUCCUGACUUGCAUGUCAAAAAUGAAAAGAUUUAGCCAUUUGCCUUCGCAGCAUGCAUGUUUCGGGGUUGUUUAGUUUUACCAGGAGACAAAUCGGUAAGCACGGUAU